AGUUGGAGUUACUUUAAUUAAAACUCUGAAUCGGCUGUCCAGUGAUUCUUGAACAAUUUAGAGAAGGGUUUAAACAUUAAUCGACACUGUAAGGUCAUAAAAUAAGUGCUGGAGUCUAGACACUGCCUCUCUGCUUCCCAAUAAUGGCCGACUUUGGGAAAAUACUGCAAAGUGUUGGAGAAUUUGGCUUGUUUCAGAAGGUGUUGCUCCUUGCUCUUUGUGUUCCAAAUAUUAUCCUGCCUUUUCACUUUGCCUCUGUAGUGUUUGUCCAAACGGAUCCGCAGAGACAUUGUAACACAAACUGGAUACUGGGAGCUGACCCUAACCUGACUACAGAGGAACAGCUUAACCUCACCUUGCCCCGCGAAGAGGAUGGGAGCUUCAGCCGGUGUCUAAUGUUUGUCCCUGUUGACUGGGACAUUGAGGCCAUCAGGACCUAUGGGCUGAACAAAACGACAGUGUGUGACAAUGGCUGGGUGUACAAAAACACUCUGUAUGAAGCCACCAUAGUGACUGAUUUUGAUUUAGUCUGUGGGAGGUCCAAUCUGGUACAGGUGGCCCAGACAGUGCUAAUGGCUGGUGUGCUUUUCGGAUCUCUUUUAUUUGGACCGUUCGCUGAAUCAUUUGGUCGUAAGCGAGCCAUCCAGAUCCCAGGAGUUCUCAUCUUCAUGUUUACUGCUGUAACUGGACUUAGUCAUGACUUCAACCUGUAUUUGGUGUCCCAGUUUUUGGUAGGCAUUGGCUAUGGAGGGUUUCGGAUGAAUGCUAUAAUAAUGGCCACAGAGUGGAUUGGUGUGUCCAAGAGGUCCUGGGGUGCCUGUGUGUCUCAGAUUUUUUUUGCCAUUGGUCUUUGUCUCAUGGCUGGAGUGAUCUACUUCGUCAGAGAUUGGAGACUGGCUCAGCUCAUUGCGUCAGCCCCUCUGGGAGUGAUGGCAAUUUACAUAUGGUACACCCCGGAGUCAGCCAGGUGGUUGCUGGACAGAGGACGGGUGAAAGAGGCUAGAGAAGUGUUAAAGAAGGCAGCAGCCAUCAAUAAAGGCAUCGUCCCAGAGUCUAUCCUCCAAAAGGUUGUGGUGGAGACAGAAACUAAGAAAAAAGGAGGCACUUUAACUAUUUUCAAAUCACCUGUGCUCACAAAGUAUCUUUUUGCAAUUAUUCUGGCAUGGUUCUCUCUAAACCUCACAUAUUACUGCCUCUCAUUUAACGUGGGGAACCUGGGCCUGGACAUUUUCCUGACACAGCUCAUAUUUGGUGCAACUGAGCUGCCGGCUCACCUGCUGUGUAUCUGGCUGUUAGAGGCUUUAGGGAGAAGAGUGUGUCUCAUCACCACACUGUUGGCAGGGGGUCUCGCUUGCCUCCUCAUCAUUGCAGUGGGCCAAGAAAAAGCUAUUUUUGUGACACUGUUUGCCACAUUGGGACGCAUUUUCUCAAAUAUGGCAGGAUCCAUUUGCAGUGUUUAUGUCCAGGAGCUGGUCCCUACAUCUCUUCGACAGUCUGCCUCUGGUCUGGGUAACAUUGCGAGCCGUGCUGGGGGCCUGCUAUCUCCAGUGGUUAACAUGUUGGCCGUGUACCACUGGUUUGUUCCUAUCGCAGUUUACAGCUCCUUCAUGUUUGUGAGUGGACUUUUGGGAUUACUGCUUCCAGAGACCAGAAGGAGAGAGCUGCCAGACUCUAUUGCAAAUUUGGGGAUACAACAAAAUGGUUUGACAAUACAUCAGAUGGAUCUUUCAACAUUUUCUCAGUUGAAAUCCACAAGACUGUAG
Molecule: messenger RNA, 1763 nt
Organism: Periophthalmus magnuspinnatus
Lineage: Eukaryota; Metazoa; Chordata; Actinopteri; Gobiiformes; Gobiidae
Gene: slc22a13a
Product: solute carrier family 22 member 13a
Exons: 10
Coding region: 144-1763 (539 amino acids)
Biological process (GO): transmembrane transport
Cellular component (GO): membrane
Molecular function (GO): transmembrane transporter activity
Source: RefSeq, a predicted model, not a curated record